Messenger RNA from Vitrella brassicaformis, 2120 nucleotides. Lineage: Eukaryota; Vitrellaceae. The record is from the annotation of a GenBank genome assembly.
AAGCUCAUGGCGAGCAUUUCUGCUGAGUGACAGAUCUGGCGUAGAGAGCGCCCUGAUUGCACUGCUGCGGGCAGCGAGGUGCCACACACAGCCACACGGCAUCGCAAGAUGGCGUCUGAAGUUCGGCAACGGACCGCGGCGCUGCGGCCGACUGCCGCAGCCAAGAGUGUCCUCAAGAUGACGGCUGCCGCUCUCGUGUGCUGCCUGGGAUGCCUCUCGACAAUUGCCGUGGCGCAAAACAGCGCGGUGACUUCAGAGAAGCGCCGUGCCCUCUCAGUGCAGCGAUGUGUGUGUGUCUUGUGUGUGUGUGCAGGGUGCGCAGAAGCUGCUGACAUUGGCGCAGGUGGCCAGGGAGUCGCCCGACUACAUCGUCCACCUCAACAACACCGGAUAUAAGUAACCCACAGACAGGCAGACAGACAGGCAGACACAAGAAUGGACACGCCUGAUGACGUCUGUAUACGUGUGUGUGUGUGUGUGUGCGUCAGGGAGUUUGCGAUAAGGGCGCCUCGGCCGUACUAUUUGGUUAUCCUCUACACUGCCGACCCGCAGUACUGCGAAAUCUGCGGGUGGGUGUCUGUCCGUCGCACAUCAGACACACCGACGCACACCGCCAACGAACUCCCUCGGUGUGUGUGUGCAGUAAGAUGGCGCCGUUCUACCAGCAGGUGGCCCUCUCCUACCACCUUGCCGGCGCCCACCGCCACACCGACCAGCACCUGCCCGUCCUCUUCGCCACGGUCGAGGCCAGCAGAAACGACAAAGUCUUCCAACUGGUCAGCCACAUACACACACACACACACAGCCAGCGACGGCCUGCACACACACGUGUGUGUGUGUGUGUGUGUGUGUGUGGGCGGUGCAGCACGGCCUCAAGACGGCGCCCCACGUGUUGGUGACCGACUCGCGGUCCUUCAAGAAGGCCGGCAAGGGCGGGGUGGUGGCCUUCAAGAAGGGCGACCAGUACAAGAUCGAUCAGUCGUCCUUCGCCGACGCAUCCUCACUGCUCACCUUCGUCAACCAAAAGACCGGCAGAGCGGUCCGCAGCGACGGAUGGCUCGCACACUCCCUGACUGACACACUGAGUGUGUGUGCGUGUUUGUUUUUAGAUUGAGAUGCACUACAGUUUUCAGGAGCGGAUGACUCGCAUCGUCACCCUCCUCUUCGUCCUGGCGUGUGGGCUCGGGUUUCUAUGCGCUGCCUGGUGGGCCGUUCUUCGCUUCCCAAUACUCAUCCCCAUCGGGGCAAUGGUCAGACUCACAGACACAGACAGACAGACAGACAGCCAAAGAGCAGCAGCCGUGUGUGUGUGUGUGUGUGUGUGCAGUUGGUUCAGUACGUGUCGACGAGUGGGAUCUUCUACAACAUCCACCACGGCAUGCAGCUCUUCGGCUAUGACGGCAAGAAAGUCGUACACAUCGCCAGAAAUGUACACAGACAGACACACAGACAGACACACAGACAGACAGACAGACAGAGAGAGAGGCCGUGUUGGGCCACACACGUGUCUGUGUGUGUUUGUGUGUGGGUGGCUGGUGCAGACGCGCAUGCAGUACUUGGGCGAAGGCCUGAUGAUGAGCGGCUGCAGUAAGCACACACACACUCGUGGAUGGCCGAGAGUUGAGGACGUGUGUGUGUGUGUGUGGUCAGUUGUGGCGGCGGCGUUGGCUCUCUAUAUGUCGGCCUACCUGCCCAAGUUCGACACUCUGCGAAAGUACGACAGAGAGGAAACCGCCGGGGGCGUCGCACUCUCUCACCGUCUUGGAGGCUAUACCAUUGCUAUCGCGCUCUCUUUCUCUCUGUCUGUCUGUCUGUGUGUGCCAUGUCUUCAGGAAGAAUCUGACGAAUGCCAUGGCGAUUUUCUUUUUCUGCGUCUUCGUCGGCUUCACUUACAUUGUGCGUGAGAUCCGAUCCGCCCCCACACAAACACACAGGCCAACACACACACACGCCACGCUGCGCUGUGUGUGCGUUGUAUAGGUGUUGAAUGUGUACGAGAUGAAGACCGGUUGGUACCACCCAACGUUCUUCCCGCCGCAAGACUACAUGAGGGGACCCCUCAGGGCCGACCAGGGCAACGCAUUCUGACUGACUGAUAAUGCGGGGACCCACUCCCUCCC